Molecule: messenger RNA, 1207 nt
Organism: Drosophila willistoni
Lineage: Eukaryota; Metazoa; Arthropoda; Insecta; Diptera; Drosophilidae
Product: solute carrier family 25 member 45
Exons: 5
Coding region: 183-1091 (302 amino acids)
Biological process (GO): mitochondrial L-ornithine transmembrane transport
Cellular component (GO): mitochondrion
Molecular function (GO): high-affinity L-arginine transmembrane transporter activity
Source: RefSeq, a predicted model, not a curated record
AAUUGGAAUUUCAGGACAGUGUGCAGUGUGCCAAAAGCUUUGGCGGAGAGCUUUUUAAGAAUUGCAUUUUCACCGACUGUUGCUGCUGCGGCAGUGGCAGUAGCAGUUAGUACCCCGACUUGGCCAAGAGCGGAUAAAAGAAAAGCGCAAGAAAAAUCAAUUUGGCCCAAUUAUCCAUCCCAAUGAAGUGGGAAAACUAUUGUGAUUUCGUGGCUGGCUGCUUUGGCGGUGCCUGUGGCGUGUUGGUGGCCCAUCCCCUAGAUACUAUUAAGGUAUGGCAGCAGGCUUCCAAUUCCUCGGUAUUGACGGCGGUGCAACAAAUCUACGCCCGCAACAAUGGGAUCAACGGCUUUUACAGGGGCAUGUUCUUUCCAUUCAUCUCGACGGGGGCCAUCAAUUCACUGCUCUUUGGCAUCUACGGGAAUCAUUUGAGGCAACUGCGUAAAGUUUGCCACAGCGACUACCAACGGGAACAAUUGGAGUAUAAGAACAUGUUCUGGGCCGGUUCGGUAGCAGGAUUUGUGCAAUCCUUUAUAGCUUGUCCCAUGGAAUUGAUCAAAGUGCGUUUUCAGACACAUUGCUACUACAAUGAUUAUCUUUACGGACAGCGGCGUACGCUUUUUGGCACUGUGAAGCGAAUCUUAAAAAAUGAUGGUAUCUCGGGACUCUAUCGCGGUCUUUUGCCCAUGAUGUGUCGGGAUGUCCUGCCAUAUGGAAUAUAUAUGCUCGCCUAUCGUCAGAGUGUCGACUAUCUGGAUAAUACGGAAUUUGUGCGGCGUCGUCGCAAUCAUCCGGAUGGCUCAAAUGUGAGUCUAUUGGUUACCACCAUGGCUGGCGCCUGGGCUGGUGUCAUCUCCUGGGUUUGUGUCAUUCCAUUUGAUGUAGUCAAAACGCUUAUGCAGGCCGAUGAGAAUCACAAAUUUCGCGGCAUAAUACACUGUGUUCAGGUCAAUUAUCGAGCCUACGGAUGGCGGAGUAUUUUCCGCGGCAGCUGGAUGUUGGUAGCUAGGGCGAUACCCUUUAAUGCAGCCACCUUUUUGGGCUACGAAUAUGCCUUGGAAUGCUGUCAUCAAUACGACACAUAUGUGUAACAGAAUACUGAUCGGAUCUUAAUAUUCGUCCUAUAUAUAUCUAUAAGAGCUUUAACUAAUUGAUAAAUGUGAGAUUUACACAAAAAUUUAAUACAAUUUUCAAGAUUUGCACAAAA